UCCGAAGCCGGCAAACAUGGCCGCGCCCUGCUCGCGCAGCCCUCCUGCGGCCGCCCUGGCCGCGCUGUCGCUCUUGUCUUUCGCUAGCUGGGCCGCUAGUCAGAUCGAGAAUGAAGUAGGACAAUUCUUUAAAAGUGGCCAUACAAACAACUGGGCUGUUUUGGUGUGUACAUCUCGAUUCUGGUUUAAUUAUCGACACGUUGCAAACACUCUCUCUGUUUAUAGAAGUGUCAAGAGGUUAGGUAUUCCUGACAGUCACAUUGUCUUGAUGCUUGCUGAUGAUAUGGCAUGCAAUGCUAGAAAUCCUAAACCAGCUACUGUGUUUAGUCACAAGAACAUGGAACUGAACGUGUAUGGAGAUGAUGUAGAAGUGGAUUAUAGAAGUUAUGAGGUAACUGUGGAGAAUUUUUUGCGGGUAUUAACUGGUAGGAUCCCACCUAGUACUCCUCGGUCAAAACGUCUUCUUUCUGAUGAUAGAAGCAAUAUACUUAUUUAUAUGACAGGUCAUGGGGGAAAUGGUUUCCUGAAAUUCCAAGAUUCUGAAGAAAUUACCAACAUAGAACUUGCAGAUGCUUUUGAACAGAUGUGGCAGAAAAGACGCUAUAAUGAACUACUGUUUAUUAUUGACACUUGCCAAGGAGCAUCAAUGUAUGAACGAUUUUAUUCUCCUAACAUAAUGGCUCUAGCUAGUAGCCAAGUGGGAGAAGACUCACUUUCGCAUCAACCUGAUCCUGCAAUUGGAGUCCAUCUUAUGGAUAGGUACACAUUUUACGUCUUGGAAUUUUUGGAAGAAAUUAUUCCAUCUAGCCAAAAUAACAUGCAUGACCUUUUUCAAGUAUGUCCCAAAAGUCUCUGCGUAUCUACUCCAGGACAUCGUAUUGAUCUUUUUCAAAGGAAUCCUAAAAGUGUCCUAAUAACUGAUUUCUUUGGAAGUGUACGGAAAGUGGAAAUUACAACAGAGACUAUUCGUUUGAAACGGGAUUCAGAGAUCUUGGAAAGCAGUAGCUACGAGGAAGACCAGAUAGAUGAAGAAGAACUAAUGGAACCUCUGAAAUAUGCUGAACAACUUCCUGUAGCUCAGAUAAUACACCAGAAACCAAAACUGAAAGAUUGGCAUCCUCCUGGGGGUUUCAUCCUGGGACUGUGGGCCCUCAUUAUCAUGGUUUUCUUCAAAACCUAUGGAAUCAAGCAUAUGAAGUUCAUUUUUUAGACUCAGUGAUAUGGGAAGAAUGAAUGGAAGACUGAAACCUUGGAUAAAAUAAUGUUAUUACCUUUUUAAAAAAUAUAUUGCUCCUGUGUAAACUGGGAAAAUUAAAUUUUAAUGAAUUAUUGACACUGUAACUUAAAGAAAAAUAAUUAUUGUUGCAAGUGCUUAUUUGCUACUAUGUGUAAUUUUUGUUUUGUGUUAUAAAUACUAGUGUGACAAACGUCAGAA
Dipodomys spectabilis (banner-tailed kangaroo rat) is the source of this 1435-nucleotide messenger RNA. It is a transcript of the gene Pigk, whose product is annotated as phosphatidylinositol glycan anchor biosynthesis class K. Gene Ontology annotation, molecular function: GPI-anchor transamidase activity. Bases 17 to 1210 code for a protein of 397 amino acids. Lineage: Eukaryota; Metazoa; Chordata; Mammalia; Rodentia; Heteromyidae. The record is from RefSeq and is a predicted model, not a curated record. Gene Ontology annotation, biological process: attachment of GPI anchor to protein; protein localization to cell surface; proteolysis. Gene Ontology annotation, cellular component: GPI-anchor transamidase complex. The transcript has 11 exons.